GCACCUCAUGACAAUUUCUCUCGUCAUCCCUCACAAACAAACCAUUAAUCAUUUUUAGGAAGCUACAGAGUACAUAAGAAAUGUUUUUCCGGCUGCAGUUCCAGCGAUCCGCCGCUGACGUGGCAAACGGCGCCAUGAGCAACGGCCACAAACAGCUCCAGCGGCCGUCAACGCGAGUGUGCCUGACGCGCGGUAUGCAGGUCCCCGAGCACGUGGCGCUCAGGCACACGCGUGCGUUGGGCCCGUGGCAGUGCUGCUCCGUGGUGACCCGUCAUAUCCACGCGCUGCCGUCCACCGUGUGGGCCAUUCUCCGCCGGUUCGACAGCCCUCAGUCGUACAAGCACUUCGUACGGAGCUGUCACGUGGUGCAAGGCGACGGUGUCCACGUGGGGUCCAUGCGAGAGGUCCGUGUGGUGUCGGGCCUUCCGGCAGAGUUCAGCGUCGAGAGGCUUGAGAUCCUGGACGAGGAGCUCCACGUCAUCAGCUUCAGCGUGGUCGGUGGGGACCACAGGCUCAAGAACUACAGAUCGGUGACGACGGUGCACGAGUCGCCGGACGGGAGGGGGACACGUGUCGUGGAGUCAUACGUCGUCGACGUGCCCACCGGUAACACUAAGGAAGAGACAUGCAGCUUCAUUGACACCAUUGUACGGUGCAACUUGCAGUCGCUGGCUCAACUCGCCGAGAACUCGCCCAAGACUCAGCAAAAAAUCUCCUAAUUAUUUUUUUUCUUUCUGUGUUUUUUUUUUUGCUCAAUAAUUACAAAUUUGUGGGUUUGUUCGUUUUUCGAGGUUAGGGCUUUGGGGAAAUGUAAAGAUAUCGGACCUCUUUUGUAAUUGUACGUAUAGUUCUUGAACUUUAUAACAAA
This is a messenger RNA of Tarenaya hassleriana, 868 nucleotides long. Its product is annotated as abscisic acid receptor PYL5-like. Gene Ontology annotation, molecular function: signaling receptor activity; protein phosphatase inhibitor activity; abscisic acid binding. Gene Ontology annotation, biological process: abscisic acid-activated signaling pathway. Lineage: Eukaryota; Viridiplantae; Streptophyta; Magnoliopsida; Brassicales; Cleomaceae. The transcript has a single exon. The coding region runs from base 81 to 719 and encodes 212 amino acids. The record is from RefSeq and is a predicted model, not a curated record. Gene Ontology annotation, cellular component: nucleus; cytoplasm.